Molecule: messenger RNA, 2242 nt
Organism: Xiphias gladius (swordfish)
Lineage: Eukaryota; Metazoa; Chordata; Actinopteri; Istiophoriformes; Xiphiidae
Gene: scn1ba
Product: sodium channel, voltage-gated, type I, beta a
Exons: 6
Coding region: 1-669 (222 amino acids)
Biological process (GO): sodium ion transport; regulation of heart rate by cardiac conduction; cardiac muscle cell action potential involved in contraction
Cellular component (GO): voltage-gated sodium channel complex
Molecular function (GO): sodium channel regulator activity
Source: RefSeq, a predicted model, not a curated record
AUGUCUGCAGAACACGAGCUGCUGCUGCUACCACUGGCCCUCCUGGUGCUUCAAGCAUCUCUGUGCCACGGAGCCUGUGUGGAGGUGGACUCGGACACAGAGGCCGUGGCCAGUGAAGGCUUCAAACUGGGCUGCAUCUCCUGUAAGAUGAGGGGCGAGGUGCCCGCCACUGCCACCGUCAAAUGGUAUUUCAAGGCUUCAGAUGAGCUCGAUUUCUCCCAUUUAUACAGCUAUGGAGAUCAAAUGGGCGACAUCAUUGACCCGCGAUUCUACGAGCGUCUGUACUGGAACGGCAGCAAGCACACCAGGGACCUACAGGACGGCUCCAUCUACAUCCUCAAUAUGACGUACAACGACACGGGAACCUACCAGUGCAUAUUCAACCGCGUCCUCAUGUACCCCAACUACGAGUUUCAAACCAACACUAGCAAGACUAUCGUCAUUAAUGUGGUGCCACGACUCACCAGGGGAAUGGCAUCCAUCUUGUCUGAGGUGAUGAUGUAUGUCUCCAUCAUCGGGCUGCAGUUCUGGCUGCUGGUUGAGAUGAUUUACUGCUACAGGAAGAUCUCAGUAGCAGGAGAGGAAGCUCUGAGAGAGAGCGCGGCGGAGUAUUUAGCCAUAGCAUCGGAAAGUAAAGAUAAUUGUGCAGGUGUACAAGUGGCAGAAUAGCACUGGUCAAGGAAGAAUUCAAGACGGCUUCCUUGAUGAAACUCACAUCCACUUUUGUGCCCUCCUCUCCUCUCACCGUCACUCGCCUCCCGCCAUCCUCUCGGCAUGAUGGAAAAAUGAAACCACAGAGAGCAGAAAGAGCUUCACUGAAAGGUUUUUAAUUGACUUCCUGCAAAAUGGAUGUGAAGGACUGAGCUGUAUCCCGUUCUGAGGGACAGAAUGGAUGCGUCAGGUCGUGGUUCAACGGGACAGAGGGAGAGAGAGAAUUGCACUGUACAUAGGUAUAUAAGUAUGCACAGAUAAUCUUUGAACAUAUGUAGAGUAUAUUACUGGCCUACAUUGUAUAUUUACUAUUUGCAUGCUUACGAGCUUAGCCAAAUAACUGACAACGUGCUCAAGAUGUUGUGCCACGUCUUUAAGAGUUUCGAAUCAGCUUUGUCACAUUUGAUUACACACAGUGUGUUGGCGUCAGGGUUCCACCGAUAUGGGUUUUGAAAGUCAAUUUUUGAACCAAACCUUUGUCAGUGUUGACUCUGUAGGUCUAUGAAGCUGCGGUGCAAAUAAAAUGUUUUUAAAUGAACAAACACAACAGGAAGAAAAUUUGGAUUAAUUUUAUUUUUUAAAUACUAGUAAGGCUUUCUUGCUGUUGUGAUGUAACUCUUCUUAAAACUGCAGAGGAAACAGUGCUGCAACAGCAUAUAUUUUGUCCUGAUGUUCAAAUGUUUCAUUUUCGACCAGUUUUAUUGCUAAAUAAUUACAAGUAUUUGGUGUUUUCCCCCAAUUUUAAAAAAAAAAUCAAGAUCAGCCUGAAAAAGCCCCCAACCCCAAAAAAAAGCAUUUGGACCAAAAUGAGACACAAUAAGUGAAAAUACAAAGGAAAAAAAAGUAUCUCGGCAGUGAGCCAUACAACAGGCGGACCAACAUAAAAGGUCAAACCCAAACUGGCAACACAUGCAAACGUUUUUCUUUCGUCUUGAGAAAUUUCAACGUACGGAAUCAGAGAGCAGAUUGUAAUUAAGUAGAUGUGAAAAUGUGAGAUGAAAUGUCACUUUUGGAGCAGCUGUGAAAAUCAGUGAGUCAUGAUUGUCACACAUCAGGUUAAAGUUGCUGUAUUCAGUCGCUUCUGCAGGUUUAAACACAACCUAACAGGAAAGUGAUCGCCCAUCACCUUCACACAUCUGCUCACCAGGAGAGACGUUAUCUGUAUUGAAUGCAAAUUCUGCGAAAUGUUUAGUUCAUCACCGGGGGAUGUUUGAAGAAGAUUUUUUUUUAGCUCUCAGAUAAAGGAAAAUACAAUCAUCAGGUUGUACAUUCUAGGUAAAACAUGGCAGAAAAACACAACAUAACAAAAGUCAUGUUUUUAAUGUUUCACAUUGGACAGGGGAAGCAACUGAGAUGAGACCCUGUUUUAUCUUAAAUUCUCAGAAAUCGGUGAUGUUUUUCCUGUGUUUUCCUUAAUCCUUAGAGCUCAUGAUGCAUAAAUCUGCUAUAAAAAUGUUGGAAAUGUUGAUUUUUGUGCAACAACAAUCUAAAGCCGCAUUUUUAGUGGGAAUUCCCUUUUAAUUAAAGUACU